Molecule: messenger RNA, 736 nt
Organism: Daphnia pulicaria
Lineage: Eukaryota; Metazoa; Arthropoda; Branchiopoda; Diplostraca; Daphniidae
Product: protein slowmo-like
Exons: 5
Coding region: 119-712 (197 amino acids)
Biological process (GO): phospholipid transport
Cellular component (GO): mitochondrial intermembrane space
Molecular function (GO): phosphatidic acid transfer activity
Source: RefSeq, a predicted model, not a curated record
UGUAGCAGACUUCUUUACGAUAGUUUCCUUCUUUUCCGCCAGGUUACAGUUCCUGUGAGUCGAAAAAGUUAAAUAUCCUCGUAAUUUCGUGGAUAUUUACACUAAUUCCGACUGAAACAUGAAAAUCUGGACAUCUGAACAUAUCUUUUGUCACCCAUGGGAAACUGUGGCCCAAGCUUCAUGGAGGAAGUAUCCAAAUCCCAUGAAUCCAAACGUGGUGGCCAUUGAUGUCCUUGAAAGAGAUGUUCAAAAUGGAAUUCUACAUUCUAGAAGAUUAUUAAGUUCCAAGUGGGUUUUUCCAGGAUGGGCCAGAAAGAUUUUAGGUAGUGAAAGGAUCUGUUUUGCCAAAGAGAAUUCAACUGUGGACCCAACUAACAGAAUCAUGACACUCUUUACCCAAAAUUUAACAUUCUGUCAUUUAAUGUCAAUUGAUGAACGUCUGAGUUAUACUGCACAUCCUGACGACCCUUCUAAAACAUUGCUCACUCAAGAAGCAGUAGUCACAGUUAGAGGGAUUCCACUUUCAUCAUAUUUAGAGGGUUUUUUAACAAAUACCAUAUCUUUAAAUGCCAACAAGGGACGACAGGCUAUGGAAUGGGUUAUUGGAAAAUUGAAUGCUGAGGUUCAUGAUCUUACAACCACUGCGGCCAAGAAUUUACACGUUUUGACAUCUCCGCCGACGGUUCAAGCAUCCAGUCUGCCAGAAUGCUAGCAUCAGCUUCAAUUUAGUCCAAGU